AUGGCUUCCACCACGGCUGCCCAAGACGAGUUCAACCAGCUAGUGUCCAACAACGCAGACCGUGCCACGACACAUCCCGAGGACAAGCACGACGCCGACCGGUCAGAAAAGGACGAGCUCAGUGAGGAGGAGACAUAUCGCAACGCCCAGAUCGACGCCGCUAUGCGUAUGCCCACCACCGCCGCGGAGCUGAAGCUCCCACCCGCGUCCUUUGACAGCGGCCGCUUCACCGGCGUCAAGGGCGUCAUCGCCGACGCUCGCAGCUACGAGACGGCGCGCAGGAGUAAAUGGGUCGACCGCGCUCGCAACGCUCGCCGGAGCAUCCUUGGCUUCGCCGGCGUGGCCCCAGCCACCGGCAACAGCGUCACCAUCACUGGCGGUGCCCGAUCCGACAGCGAGACAGACGACGACGCGAAGAGCAACACGGAUGAAGACAGCUUCCUGAGUGAGUGGCGCGAGAGCCGCCGGCGAGAGCUGCAAACCGCCACAAACCGCGUCGUGCGCACGAGGAAGACAAGCCCGAGCGUGCGCAUCUACGGCCGCUUGGACGAGGUGGACGCUUUGGGCUACCUUGACGCCAUCGAAAAGGUCAACCGCGACACGACAGUUGUUGUCUUUGUGUACGAUAAUGAGUGCGAGGUAUCGGUGACCAUCGAAGAAGCUCUUAUGCCUCUCGUACAGGCCAACCCGACUGCGCACUUCGUCAAAGUCCACUACGACGACAUUGAAUUUGAUCCGGCCGCCGUUCCUUCACUGCUCGCCUAUCGCAACCAGGGCGAUCUGGUAGCGAACCUGACGGGUAUAAUUGAGAUGAUGCCGGACGACGAUAGCUUCGACUCGGCAUCUCUGAAGAGAAUUCUCCAGCAGCACCAGGUGCUGUGA
This is a messenger RNA of Cordyceps fumosorosea ARSEF 2679, 882 nucleotides long. Its product is annotated as phosducin. Gene Ontology annotation, biological process: regulation of G protein-coupled receptor signaling pathway. The transcript has 2 exons. NCBI's taxonomy places the organism in Eukaryota, Fungi, Ascomycota, Sordariomycetes, Hypocreales, Cordycipitaceae. The record is from RefSeq and is a predicted model, not a curated record. The coding region runs from base 1 to 882 and encodes 293 amino acids.